AUGGAAACUGAAGAUGGUUGCUCCCAUGUUGUUGAUGAACAAAUAUCUCAGUUAGAUAACUUAGUUGUGCCAAUUGUUGAUGAACACUUAAAACCAAAACUAGGAAUGACUUUCGACAAUUUAGAAGACGCUGAAAAAUUCUACAAAAAUUACGGAAAGGCCGGAGGUUUUGAUAUCCGUAAUAGCACAAUAAAUUAUGGGAAGGAUAGAGAGUUAAUCUGUAAAAGUUAUGUUUGUUCGAAAGAAGGAGUGUUAAAGAGCAAAUCGUUGGAAAUUCGACGAUGUGGUACAAUUAGAACUAAUUAUAAGGCCUUGAUUCGCUUGAAAUUAGACAAAAACAUUGGCAAAUGGAGUGUCUACAAGUUCGUGGAAGAACAUAAUCAUACAAUUACUUCACCGAGUAGAACACAUUUUCUAAGGGGAAACCGUGAGGUAACAAGUGCAAAAAAGACAUUGAUAAAGCAGUUUGGAGAGGUGAACAUUCCAACAAACAAGCAAAUGGCCUACUUUGAAAACGCUAGCAGAGGUUUUCAUAGAGUUGGAUGCAUUGAGACUGAUGUGAGAAAUUAUGAAAGAUAUUUGAGAGAGGAGAGGCGCGGUCAUGAUGCACAAAUGAUGUUGGAUCAUUUCAAGUCGGAACAAGAGAAGAAUCCUUCAUUUUAUUAUGUUUAUGAAGUUGAUGAAGAGAAGCGCCUAACUCAUUGUUUUUGGGUGGAUGGCAUUGCUAGACUGAAUUAUCAAUACUUUGGCGAUGUUGUCUCCUUCGAUGCCACGCAUAACACAAAUCAAUAUGGAUUGGUAUUUGUGCCGUUUGUAGGCAUAAAUCACCAUUGGCAAAGUAUUUUUUUAGGAUGUGGCUUGAUCCCAAAUGAAGAGGCGAAAUCUUUCGUAUGGUUGUUUAACAAAUGGAUUGAAGCAAUGGGUCAUCCUCCUUCGGGCAUGAUUACAGAUCAAUGUCUUGGCAUAUGCAAGGCAAUUGAAACAGUUUUUCCAGAAAUUCGGCACAGGUUUUGUAUUUGGCAUUUGGCAUAUCUUGGACAAAGUCCCGGAGAAGUUGGGUAA
Molecule: messenger RNA, 1062 nt
Organism: Asparagus officinalis (garden asparagus)
Lineage: Eukaryota; Viridiplantae; Streptophyta; Magnoliopsida; Asparagales; Asparagaceae
Product: protein FAR1-RELATED SEQUENCE 5-like
Exons: 1
Coding region: 1-1062 (353 amino acids)
Source: RefSeq, a predicted model, not a curated record